This is a messenger RNA of Paramecium sonneborni, 1177 nucleotides long. The record is from the annotation of a GenBank genome assembly. Lineage: Eukaryota; Ciliophora; Oligohymenophorea; Peniculida; Parameciidae.
AUGAUUUAAGAAACUAAAUUAUCAAAAAACUAAAGAAGUCCCUCUCCACAUUUGAAAAUUAAGAAGGAUCAUAAAAUAUAAUAAUUAUCCUCUCUUAAUACUAGUUAUUAAUCUUUUGACUAAUAACAAUAAUAUCCUGAAGAAGGAAAAUUAUUAAAUUUCAUCAUUGAACUUGAAGAACUAUAAUAAAAGUCUAUCUUUAAUUUAAAAUUGUGUUCUUGCUUAUUAGAAGAUGUUUAAUAGAAAUGUAUCUCUAUUUUAUAUUAUUUUAGUGGCCAUUACAAAUGAUCCUAAUAAUUCUUAAUUAAGAAGACAAUGGCAAUAUAAUAAACAUUACUAUUAAGAAUUUAAAUAUUCACUCUAAAGUGAAUAUGUUUAUCUUGGAAAUAGUUUGCAAAAUCAUAAGAUAUCAUAACAAUUAAGAAGUAGGAUGGUUGAUUGGAUGAUUGAAGUAUUAGGUAAUUAUACUGAAACCACAACCAAUGCUACUUUUUUUAGAUCUUUAUCAAUUAUGGACUAUUUCUUAUCCAAAUCAAAUACAUAAUAUUUUGAUCAAAAUUUACAUCUCAUAGGAAUUAGUUGCAUGUUUAUAGCCACUAAAUUAGAAGAUAUUUAUCAUAUACCUUUGGAAGAUUUCGUUUAAAGAGUAAGUCAUAAUAAAUAUUCUAUGUAAUAAAUUUUUAUUUAUUUAAAUUAGAAAUAAAAUCAAAGGUAUGGAAAAAAUCAUACUAGAAACCUUGAAUUAUGAAAUCACAUUUCCUACAAUUCUUGAUAGGCUUUAUAAUCUCUAUUAUUAAUGUUUCAGUUUAAAUGAUGAGUAAUUUUAAUCAUUUAUUCUAGUCCUAAUUUAUAGAACAUACUUGAAGCAAGUAUCUAUAUUUUAAAGAUGUGCCUUCAUGAUUAUUCAAUUAUUUAAUUUCAUGCAAAUACCCUAACAGCCUCUACUUUUUUUUAUUCGAUAAGUGAUUUCGUUAUUUAGAAAGAUUAUCAAAAUUAAAAUCAAAUAUUAGAUUAAUUUGUACUUAUUCAAUUAAAUUUAUUUUAGAGUUCUAGGAUUAUAUCAAUAUCUGAGAUCAAUUAAAUAGAUUUUAAUUAAUGCCAAGUCAAAUUAAAAGAACUAAUCAAUUCAUUUAAAAAAAAAUAUCCAGAUCUUUAAAACUUAGAUAAGUUUUCUUGA